GCGUCGGUCAGGUGGAACUGCGGGGCGGGCCCACAGACUGCGGGGCGGACGGUGGUCGCGGUGUUCUCUCAGGUCCCACCGAUCCGACCCCUGCCGUCGCUGCUGCCAUGACGGGGCUGGCGCUGCUCUACACCGGGAUCUUUGUGGCCUUCUGGGCCUGCAUGAUCGUUGUGGGAAUCUGCUACACCAUUUUUGACCUGGGCUUCCGCUUUGAUGUGGCAUGGUUCCUGACAGAAACUUCUCCCUUCAUGUGGUCGAAUCUGGGCAUUGGCUUAGCAAUUUCGCUGUCUGUGGUUGGAGCAGCCUGGGGCAUCUAUAUUACCGGCUCUUCCAUCAUUGGGGGUGGGGUGAAGGCCCCCAGAAUCAAGACCAAGAACUUGGUUAGCAUUAUCUUCUGUGAAGCUGUGGCCAUCUAUGGCAUCAUCAUGGCGAUUGUCAUUAGCAACAUGGCUGAGCCUUUCAGUGCUACUGAUCCCAAGGCCAUUGGCCAUCGAAACUACCAUGCAGGCUACUCCAUGUUUGGGGCCGGCCUCACAGUUGGUCUUUCCAACCUCUUUUGUGGAGUCUGCGUGGGCAUUGUGGGCAGUGGGGCCGCCCUAGCUGAUGCACAGAACCCCAGCCUCUUUGUGAAGAUUCUCAUCGUGGAGAUCUUUGGCAGUGCCAUUGGCCUCUUUGGAGUCAUCGUUGCAAUCCUUCAGUCCCUGUUUGCGCCCGUUUCCUCUGCUGCCUCUGGGAAUGUCCUCUUUGUGAUGCAGCCUGUGAGGGACGUCCGGGACAGUCUCGACACGCUUCCUCUCAGGACCUCCAGAGUGAAGAUGGGUGACUAGAUGAUCUGUGGGUGGGGCCGUGCCCCACUGUUAUUUAUUGCUGGUUUUCCUGGGACAGCUGGAGCUGUGUCCCUUAGCCUUUCCUGGGCUUGGUGUUCAGGGCCCUCCUGCACUCACCUCUUGCUGCCUGUUGACUUUGGAGGCAUUGCAGUCCACACUGAACCCCAAUGUGGGGAGUGGGCUGCUGAUGGUGACUGUGUACAGCUGUGCACCUGUGUUCCCUACCCCCCAUCCAGUCCAUCUUCCUAGUGUUGGUGAAAUAAACUUGGUAUUUGUCCUGGUCA
Messenger RNA from Microtus ochrogaster (prairie vole), 1111 nucleotides. It is a transcript of the gene Atp6v0b, whose product is annotated as ATPase H+ transporting V0 subunit b. Gene Ontology annotation, cellular component: proton-transporting V-type ATPase, V0 domain. The record is from RefSeq and is a predicted model, not a curated record. Bases 108 to 827 code for a protein of 239 amino acids. Gene Ontology annotation, biological process: proton transmembrane transport. Lineage: Eukaryota; Metazoa; Chordata; Mammalia; Rodentia; Cricetidae. The transcript has 9 exons. Gene Ontology annotation, molecular function: proton-transporting ATPase activity, rotational mechanism.